AUGCUUAAACCGCGCUGGCGCUACCAGCAGCCUCUGCACUGGUCCCCUCAGGACUGUGCACACUUUGAGGGCGAGGGCUGUGUCAUAAUCCUCUUUGAAGCCUUGACCUCAGGAACCCAAGCAUGCCUGAGGCCCAGGGCGAGGUGACCGAGAGCCCUUCACAGAAGCCUCCAGGGUCAGACUGGCAGGCCCUUGCAGCCGCCUCCCCCGCCCUCAGUAAGGCGCGGUCGCCAUGGCAACGCCGACGCCGCAGCAGCGCGGCGCCGAGAGCAGCGCAGCAUGAGCCGCCGCGGCUCGCGGGAGCAGGCGGCCGAGCAGGAGGCCGAGCAGGCUGCGGCCCCCACGCCGGCGCCGGCCCAGGCGGAAGCUCCAGAGUGUAUUACUACUCUCCAGGAAGGUUAUUGUAACCUGUGUUCAGAAAAAUCUCAGGAAGUGAAUUCUUUUAUAUUGCACAUACUCCAAAAAGUGGAUGAAGAAAUUCAAAAGGGAGCCAAAGAAGGUAUCACAUUGAACAUUGGUGGUAACAACCGCUUAAUUCCAGUACAAAGAGUGACAGGUGAAGAUUUUUGUAUUCUUUCUCAAAUUCUACAGAAUCAUCCAUCUAUCAAUGGUUUGGAUGUUAGAUACAACCUCCUAAGUGAUGUUGGUGCAUACUAUGCUGCAGAACUCCUUCAGACACAACCAUAUCUCAUUUACUUGAACCUGAUGUUUAAUGAUAUUGGGCCCGAAGGUGGAGAAUUGCUUGCUAAAGCACUACAUGAGAAUGCAACUCUGAAAUACCUAAGAAUGACUGGAAAUAAGAUUGAAAAUAAAGGUGGGAUGGUUUUUGCUGCAAUGUUGCAAAUUAAUUCAUCUUUAGAGAAAUUAGAUGUGGGUGAUUGUGAUCUGGGGAUGCAGAGUGUGAUAGCAUUUGCUACAGUACUAACUCAAAACCGAGCAAUUAGGGGAAUAACCCUAAACCGACCUAUCCUGUAUGGUGAACAGGAAGAGUCCACAGUCCAUCUGGGUCACAUGUUGAAAGAAAAUCACUGCCUUGUUGAACUACACCUGUGUAAGCAUGGUAUAAAAAACUGUGGUUUUCACCACUUAUGUAACGCACUGUAUCGGAACAGCAGCCUACGGUAUCUUGACGUCAGCUGCAAUAAAAUAACUCGAGAUGGAAUGCUGUAUUUGGCUGAUGUACUGAAAACCAAUGCUACCCUGGAAGUGAUAGAUCUGUCUUUUAACAGAAUAGAAAAUGCAGGUGCAAACUACCUCAGUGAAUCUCUUACUUCCCACAACAGGAGUCUUAAAGCACUGUCAAUAGUCAGCAACAGUGUAGAAGGGGAAGGACUCGUCGCACUUUCACAGUCAAUGAAAACGAACCCUGCACUAUCUCAUAUCUACAUUUGGGGCAACAAGUUUGACGAGGACACGUGCGCGGCAUAUGCGGAUUUAAUUCAAAAGGGUCGUUUGAAACCAGAAAAUACAGAUGUGGAGCCUUUUGUGGUGGAUGGACAUGUGUAUCUUGCAGAAGUCUCCAAUGGCCUUAAAAAGCAUUAUUACUGGACACCAACUUAUGGAGAUGCUUAUGGGCACUCAACAAAUGCAGGUUUUGCUCUUGUUCCAGUAAGCCAACAUUUAUGAAAAACUGCCUAUAAAAUGAUUUUCACAUAUGGUCUCACUGCUUUUGAGAGAUUAGUACAGAUUUUAGUAUAGGUUACUUUUUGUUUUCUUAAUUUACAAGUUACUUUUAUCAAAUGUGUACUUUGUGUAGCAGUCCAUUGUGAAAAACUAAUUUUUAAAAGAAAUUUUACAAAAUAAAGAUUAAAAACAACCCUGAAGAAACCAGGGAAGUACA
Cavia porcellus (domestic guinea pig) is the source of this 1840-nucleotide messenger RNA. RefSeq names its product leucine rich repeat containing 34 (gene Lrrc34). The transcript is spliced from 11 exons. The record is from RefSeq and is a predicted model, not a curated record. Gene Ontology annotation, molecular function: protein binding. NCBI's taxonomy places the organism in Eukaryota, Metazoa, Chordata, Mammalia, Rodentia, Caviidae. Bases 280 to 1626 code for a protein of 448 amino acids.